Messenger RNA from Cygnus atratus (black swan), 1152 nucleotides. RefSeq names its product HAUS augmin like complex subunit 1 (gene HAUS1). Gene Ontology annotation, cellular component: cytosol; HAUS complex. The record is from RefSeq and is a predicted model, not a curated record. The transcript is spliced from 9 exons. The coding region runs from base 57 to 941 and encodes 294 amino acids. NCBI's taxonomy places the organism in Eukaryota, Metazoa, Chordata, Aves, Anseriformes, Anatidae. Gene Ontology annotation, biological process: centrosome cycle; spindle assembly.
CCCCGCGGCGCGCGGGGAAGGCCGGGGCGGAGGCGGGAGGCUCAAGGCGGCGGCUGAUGGCUGAGGCCGAGGCUGGGGCUAUGGAGGGGAAGCUGCGGCGGGUUAAUUCAUGGCUAAAGAAAGUGUUUGACAAUCAGCCCAUUCCGCAAUAUGAAGUGAACGCACAGACCAUUGAUAUCUUGUGUAAGCUUGAAGAAUACAGUGAAGCCAGAGACAGAGAUAUUGCUUUCCUGAUAGAAGACAUGGAGCUGAAGGCAGAAGAAUACGAAGCAGAUGCUAACUAUCUAGAGGGCCUUCUCACAGAAGGCCUGGGUCUUUCAUUAUCCAGUCUGUCCAGCGAAGGCACCGCCUACCUCAACACUCUGGUGAACAGCGCAAUGACACUUGAAACGAAGGACACCUCUCUUGCCAGCUUCUUCUCUGCCAUCAACGAUAUGAGUUCCAAGCUGUACGCAACAGAUUCAGAAAACAAAGAAAUGGAACUGGAGUUGACCGAUAUUAAGAAAAAACUAACUGCUGCACUGGUGCUGGAAAAGCAGUUAGAGGAGGAUCUUAAAAAAACAAAGGAACAUCUUGAGGUAGAAAGAGACAAGGCUGAGAGCCGAUCCCAGAACUUGAAGUUCCUGACAGACAAAUCUGAGGAUUUCAGAAUCAGGAUUAAGGCUGCUGAGGAGCAGCUUGCUGCCACAGGGUUGGAUCAAUCAUUGAUGCAUCAGUCACUAGUGAGCAUGUCUGAGAAACUGGCUGAAAUGCAGAAAGAAAUUGUGCUUUUGAAGAAGAAACUCAAGUCCUACCUAGAUUUAACUCCUAAUCCUUCCCUUGUGCAAGUGAAGAUUGAAGAAGUAAAACGAGAACUGAAUGCCGUGGAGGCAGAGUUCGCAAGGCAAAUUGACGUGCUGACUCUUGAGAUGCCAGAACCCAGUAAACACAAGUUCACCUGAAGUGGCUUGAAUGGAAGAUUUCUCUUCCAAAUUUCUAUUUUACUUGCACUAGUUUGGACUUACUGUAUUUCUGCAGCUUUCUGCCUUACUCUUCUUGCUGUUUGAUGGCAUGCUUGUGGCCUCUCAGUAAGUGUAAUCUUUUUGUAAGGGUUCAGGUAGCCAUGCAUUUGUAAAUGUCACUUACUUUUUUCAUAAAAUAACUUGCAAGCUU